AUCCUUCAUCAUCAGCACAUUCCCCUCCGUCAGGACCGUCACUAAUUCUCGAUCCCUUGCUCCUUUCCCUCUUUCUCCAUCCAGUGCCAAGCCAAGCCCUACCUUACCUGAUCCAUCAGAGGGGGCUGGGUGAUUACUUACUUGUUGCUGCUCCCUUAGUUCAUAACACAUCUACAGCGCCCAUAACUGCUGGUCAGAAGUUGGCGAGGCCUGAAAUUCUUCUUUUCUCUAGCACUAUAGCCAGUGACCAUCAUGACCGAACCAGAGGAUCUCGAGGAAGAUCUCUUCGCCGACCUUUACGACGCGGAUGACAGUGCAAACCAUCCAGUAUCCACGAAUGCUGCGCCGGCCAACGUCGAGCCUGCUCCCGCUUCGCCACCCCGUCCAACUACCGAGCAUGCAGCCGGAGAGAAUGUUACCGGCAAUUCAUCGAUCCAGGCAUAUGAGCACGAGCAGAGGCCGACUGAUUAUAAUGGAUCUUUUCAGAAUGCUGCCGGUGGUACAGAUGUAGGUCACGGCGGCGAUGCGCCCGGUACCCCCGUAGGACCGGAGACACGAGGAACUGGUAUUAAGGAAGACGGGAAAAUGUUCAUUGGUGGUUUGAACUGGGAGACUACAGAUCAAUCUCUGAAGGACUACUUCUCGCAAUUCGGCGAAGUCCAGGAAUGUACUGUGAUGCGCGACGGUGCGACCGGACGCUCACGUGGUUUCGGGUUCCUCACUUUCAAAGAUCCCAAGACUGUGAAUACUGUUAUGGUCAAGGAGCAUUACCUUGAUGGGAAAAUCAUUGACCCGAAACGUGCGAUUCCCCGUGAUGAACAAGAGAAAACGAGCAAGAUCUUCGUUGGUGGAGUCAGUCAAGAAGCAACCGAACAGGAUUUUAAGCAGUUUUUCAUGCAGUUCGGCCGCGUCGUGGAUGCCACCCUUAUGAUCGAUAAAGAUACUGGUCGACCUCGUGGAUUCGGUUUCGUCACGUUUGACAGCGAAGCUGCAGUCGAGGCCACCCUUUCUGGACCGUUGGAGAUCCUGGGUAAGCCCAUCGAAGUGAAGAAGGCUCAGCCUAGGGGCAAUAUGCGGGAUGAGGAAGACCGGAGAAACCGACGUGGACGGGAAAGCUUUCGCGAUUCAAAUCAGGGCGAUAGCUCUCAGCAACAACAGAACGCCCAGAGCCAGGGCGGCUUGGCCGCAGGCCUCACACCACAGAUGAUGGCUCAAUACUGGCAGAGAAUGCAGCAAUACUUUUCUUUAAUGCAGCAACAGAUGGCCAUGGCAGCAGCAACCCAGGGCCAGGGCGCCAUGGGUGGGAUGGGCAUGGGUGCUAUGAACCCGGCCAUGAUGCAGCAAAUGCAACAGAUGAAACAGAUGCAGCAGAUGCAGAUGGGCGGUAACCAGCAACAAAGUGGAAUGAACGCUUCCUCACCGAGUCCCGGUCCUCAGGCAAUGCCCAACAUGCCCCCGAAUAUGAUGAACCCCGCUAUGAUGCAGCAGAUGCAGCAGAUGCAACAGAUGCAGAACCAGGGUCAGGGCGCCAGUGUAAGCCCCAUGGGAGGGAGUAUGUCACCAGCUAGUAUGAGUAUGGCCGGUAACGCGAUGGGAGCCAGCGGAGGCAUGGGCAUGGGUGGAAACUUCACGGGUACGCGCGGCGGACCUGGAUAUAAUGCCCAGGAACAAUUAGCCUUCGAACAGCAGAAGUACGAACAGCAGCAGGCUCGUCGAGCCGUCGAGAAUCGUGGUUUCUCUCCUUACCAGCAAGGAGGACCGACUUCGUGGGAGGGCAUGUACGAUGAAGUGCCUCAGCCCAGUAUCCCUACGGGACCUCAAGGUAUGAGUCGUGCAGGAUCAAUAGGACGUGGACCAACGCCGCAGCCCCAGAGCGCAGCUCCCGCCAACGCUCCCACGGGGCCAAAGAACGCCGGCAAACCAGGUGCCAACUAUCGCGGUGGAGGUCGUGGAGGUCAUCGUGGCUUUCAUCCAUAUGCUCGAGGCUAAGAAAGGAACCUUCAAGACAGGAGAGAGAGAGACAUGCACAUAAGGGAAACAAGCGGCGUAACAUCACGACCUAGCAACUUACCCAUCCACUUACACUCCCUUUCUCUCCCCCUCCUUUCACUGUCCUCCUAUCCCCUCCACCAUGCCAAAACUCAUCAUCACUACUGUUUCAAUUACUUUUUUUUCUUUCUCUCUUUCUCCUUUUCUGUCUUCUUUUUUAAUAACCUUCGAAAGACCCGCAUGAUCCUACUACAACAACUACUAAAGUUCUAAACAUACUGAAUGCUAGAAGGGUGGCCUUCUAGCCACUCUUGAUGUCCUUUUCUGUUUCUGUUUUUUCUUUUUCUUUUUUUUUUCUCGACUUCCCCG
Molecule: messenger RNA, 2358 nt
Organism: Paecilomyces variotii
Lineage: Eukaryota; Fungi; Ascomycota; Eurotiomycetes; Eurotiales; Thermoascaceae
Product: heterogeneous nuclear ribonucleo protein HRP1
Exons: 7
Coding region: 253-1989 (578 amino acids)
Molecular function (GO): RNA binding
Source: RefSeq, a predicted model, not a curated record